Molecule: messenger RNA, 1472 nt
Organism: Leptopilina heterotoma
Lineage: Eukaryota; Metazoa; Arthropoda; Insecta; Hymenoptera; Figitidae
Product: BRISC complex subunit FAM175B-like
Exons: 6
Coding region: 26-1363 (445 amino acids)
Biological process (GO): mitotic spindle assembly; protein K63-linked deubiquitination; attachment of spindle microtubules to kinetochore
Cellular component (GO): nucleus
Molecular function (GO): polyubiquitin modification-dependent protein binding; microtubule binding
Source: RefSeq, a predicted model, not a curated record
GAAGUGUAACGUAUUAUAGGUGUAAAUGUGUUGGUGUACAAUGCAGGUUAAUGCAGUUGUCAACAUGGCGGAAGCUGGUGUACUUGUUACUAUUUCUGGUCCUGCACUUUCUUUGCUUUUGUACGAAAAUGCACGAAGUAAUGGUGAUCAGAUAGGAUUGCUUCUUGGAAAUGUAUUGACAUUUGUUACGAAAAAAGUGACGGACUGUGAGAGACAAGUAGAGAAAACUGAGCAUCACAUUAAUAUUGAGACAGUUACGGUUUGUUCGAAAGACAUUAUAAAAGAUGGAGUUGGAAGAAUUCAUCCAGAAAGAUUGGAUUCCGUCGUAAGAAAUAUGGAGAAACGUGUAGUCGGCUGGUUUCAUUUUCGUAAACACAAUUUCCUACAACCAACAAUGAAAGAUAAAAUAUUACACAAAGAAUUUGCGUCGUUUUUUUCGAAUUUAACACGUGCACGCGAAGAACAUUUUAUAAUGUUUCUUUUAAAUUCUUCGAUAACGACAAAUUUAGGUACUCAUAAGUUCCGACACGUUUGUCUUCAAUAUUGUCGUGAUUCAUAUCGUCCAGUUGCAAUGAGAGUAAAUAAUUUGGGUGAUGAUGUUGCGUGUCUCGAUGGAUCUGAUUAUAAAUCGGUGCCACAAAGAAGACUCAGAGAAACAAAUUGUUUUACGAAACUUGUUGAUGGACUAAAAUUAAAUCCAAAUAACACAUCGAGUGUGAAAAUGGUGUCAAUAAUUGAAAAAAGAUCGGAAGACUAUUUGCAUGAAAUGAUAUCAGAAGUUUGUCGAUCUGACGAAGAAGUUUCAAAAUUACAGGAAGAAAUUCAUCUAUUGCGAGCUAAAUUGUUGAAAAAAAAUUUGAGAAAUUUUAUUACACAAAUUGAAAAGGCUUCUGAAGUGCAACACAGUAUAGAAAGUGAAAAAAUAUCAACUACAGCUCAAAUUCAUGGUUCACCACGAUCUACACACUCUGAUGAUUUAUUUGAUUCUGAUUCUCCAUCUCAUGUGCCAUUGUCAAAUACGACAUUCCAAAAUCCACACCUGAUGAAAAAAAUGAGUUUUGAAAGACCAAGUCAAUCGCCAGUUUCAAAGGAGAAUCGAAGUUACUCGUACUCGGAAUUUAGUUACAGUGAUAUAGCUCGAAGCGCAAGUAAUAGUUCGCCAGAUAAUACAAAAGGUCGGGGAAGAGGAUUAAAAACAGUGAAUAAAAGUAGUGUGGACGAAAAAUAUUCCACGUCAAAGAGACAAACGACGAAUUCUCCUAAAAAUACAGGUAAAAGAAAUGAACGUCAUUCUAUUGCCGAUUUUGGUUCAAACAGUCAGGAAGAGACAUUUCCCUUAGUUAAUAAAGAACCAACACCUUGACGAAUAAGUUAUUCAGAAAAUUAAUAAUAAGUUCAAGAAUGUUACUAUUUGCCAUUCCAAUUUUGUUUUUUUGUUUUUUAUUUUUUUAAUGAAACAAAAGAUAUACUAA